GCUCCUCCCCUGGGUGGGUCCCCGCGCCUUUUCUGGCGGGGUUUAUUUGCAUAGAGGGAACUGCCCGCAGUGGCCGCUGCGUUGGAGCGGGCGGCGAGGGGGGCGUGCGCGAUCCGCGGCCGCCGGGACGCCGAUCCCCGCAGCCGCCGACCUGGAUUCUCCCCGGACCGCAGCGCCGACGCAGAACCCGCUGGACGCUAUGGGCGCCGGCGAGCGCCCGGCCGGCGGGGGAAGCGUGCAGGACCCCGGCGCGGGCUGCGGGGCCCGGGUGCUGGGCGCGCUGUGCCUGCUGCUGUCGGUGGGCUCGGCCGCUGCCUGCCUGCUGCUGGGCGCCCAGGCGGCCGCACUGCACGGCCGAGUGGCGGCGCUGGAGCAGGAGCGCGAGCUGUUGCGGCGUGCGGGACCGUCCGGAGCCCUGACCACCUGGGCCGAAACGCACCUGGAGCGCCUGCUGCAGGAGAAGCUGGAUGGAGUUGCCAAGCUCCGGACAGUUCGGGAAGCCCCCUCCGAGUGCGUCUGUCCCCCAGGUCCCCCUGGACGGCGUGGCAAACCUGGACGAAGAGGUGACCCAGGUCCUCCGGGGCAAUCAGGACGAGAUGGCUACCCGGGACCUCUGGGUCUGGACGGCAAGCCAGGACUUCCAGGCCCCAAAGGGGAAAAGGGUGCACCAGGAGACUUCGGCCCGAGGGGAGCCCAAGGGCAAGAUGGAGCUGCAGGACCUCCUGGGCCCCCUGGACCACCUGGGGCCCGAGGCCCUCCCGGUGACACUGGGAAAGAUGGUCCCAGAGGAGCUCAAGGCCCAGCGGGUCCCAAAGGAGAACCUGGACAAGAUGGCGAGAUGGGCCCCAAGGGACCUCCAGGACCCAAGGGGGAUGAUGGGAUGCCCAGCCAGCCAGGACUCCCUGGACCCCCAGGGCCCAAGGGUGAGCCAGGGGAUGUGGGGCCCCAAGGAGAGAAUGGAGCAGACGGUGCCCCAGGACUGAAGGGGGAGCCCGGCCACCCAGGCACAGACGGAGCCACAGGGCCCCGGGGUCCCCCAGGCCUCAAGGGAGAACAAGGUGACACGGUGGUAAUCGACUAUGAUGGCCGGAUCUUAGAUGCUCUGAAGGGUCCUCCUGGGCCACAGGGAGCUCCGGGGCCACCAGGGAUCCCUGGAGCCAAGGGUGAACUUGGAUUGCCUGGCGCCCCAGGACUCGAUGGAGAGAAGGGUCCCAAAGGACCAAAAGGAGACCCAGGAGAGCCUGGACCAGCUGGGCCCAAAGGGGAAACAGGAGAGAUGGGCCUGCCAGGCCUACCGGGUGCUGAUGGUCCCAAGGGAGAGAAAGGAGAGUCAGCAUCUGACCACCUACAAGAGAGCCUGGCCCAGAUCAUAGUGGAGCCAGGACCCCCAGGUCCUCCUGGCCCCCCUGGCCCCAUGGGCCUUCAGGGGAUCCAGGGUCCCAAGGGCCUGGAUGGAGCCAAGGGAGACAAGGGUGCGUCGGGCGAGAGAGGCCCUCACGGCCUGCCUGGACCAGUUGGCCCACCGGGCCUUAUUGGGUUGCCAGGAACCAAAGGAGAGAAGGGCAGACCUGGAGAGCCAGGACUCGAUGGUUUCCCUGGACCCAGGGGAGAAAAGGGCGACCGGAGUGAACGUGGAGAGAAGGGGGAACGAGGGGUUCCUGGCCGGAAAGGAGUGAAGGGCCAGAAGGGAGAACCGGGCCCACCAGGCCUUGACCAGCCCUGCCCUGUGGGCCCUGACGGGCUGCCUGUACCUGGCUGCUGGCAUAAGCUCUUCCUGCAGACUCUUUUUUCCUGAAGAUCCUGUUA
Molecule: messenger RNA, 1806 nt
Organism: Onychomys torridus (southern grasshopper mouse)
Lineage: Eukaryota; Metazoa; Chordata; Mammalia; Rodentia; Cricetidae
Gene: Col23a1
Product: collagen type XXIII alpha 1 chain
Exons: 28
Coding region: 200-1795 (531 amino acids)
Source: RefSeq, a predicted model, not a curated record